Macrosteles quadrilineatus (aster leafhopper) is the source of this 937-nucleotide messenger RNA. Its product is annotated as UMP-CMP kinase 2, mitochondrial-like. The transcript has 6 exons. Lineage: Eukaryota; Metazoa; Arthropoda; Insecta; Hemiptera; Cicadellidae. Bases 47 to 937 code for a protein of 296 amino acids. The record is from RefSeq and is a predicted model, not a curated record.
GUAGGGAAAGAUCUGUAGAGUUUUAUACUCUAACUUGUUAUAAACAAUGUUUUUUAAUAAUGAGUUAUUAGUCGUAAUCUUGUUUUGUUUUUUGGAUACGAUUUCAAUGGAGGAAGAUCCAAUGAAUGGAAUUGUUGAUGAAGACCCUAGAACACAUCCGAUUUUUACUUCACUGGCUCAAGUUCUUGAUUUACUAGAAAAAAACAAAGCGUACCAGAGCGAUCUAGCAGUCCAGCAGUUGCUGUUUGCGUACUUCAACCAAUGUCAGUCGAAGACCAUUAGUUACCUACCUAGACCUACCAGGCGUCCAUUCAUUGUAAUUGAAGGCCACCACAGAACAGCCAAAAGAAUGUUGUCGAUGAGGUUAUCCCGGAGACUAGGGGCCAGUAUGUUCAGCAACCCACCCAAGUGUUUGAGUUCUCUCAGAAACUUCUUCCCGACUGGCAGUCUACUUCUCCGAGCUUAUUUUCAACUCUGUGCUUACGCCUUGGCACAAAACACAAGGAGACUGGUGAACAUAUUUCCAAUUGUCAUCAAUGGGUACUGGAUAGAGCAGCAGAUCUACGCCAUCGCUAGAACCUACGGCGAGGAUGCUCCCCCUGAAGGACAUCCCAUCUACCAGUGGCCCAAGGAUCUCCUCAAACCUGACUUGAUAUUCUUUGUAGAGUUUCCAGACAACUUGCACAAUGAAAGCUUGACUACGAGACCACCCAACGCUCUGAAGCAUUUAUCCUUGUCAGCGCUCCACAAAAUCAGGAUUCCAGAGAGAGAGAUCAUUGUGAUCAACACAACUUUGGGCUUGGAUGCUGCGUUGAAGCACAUGGAAGGUAUCAUCGAAGAAACAAUCAGACCGAAAUUCCAAUACCAUUGGCUCAACACCACCAGAGGGCCAACGAGGAUACAUUUGAAAAAUAUAAAAGCUAAUAAACAAAUCUAA